Molecule: messenger RNA, 1974 nt
Organism: Eleginops maclovinus (Patagonian blennie)
Lineage: Eukaryota; Metazoa; Chordata; Actinopteri; Perciformes; Eleginopidae
Exons: 3
Coding region: 722-1345 (207 amino acids)
Source: RefSeq, a predicted model, not a curated record
GUUUUACUGUACGUAUAGCUUUGUUCGGGUCAAACAGUGGAAUUCUGUGAGAACUGUUCUCUUUUUCUCUCAAGGGGAGAAUUUGCAUCACAUCUUCGCACUGGUGUGAUUUUUGAUAAGAGCAGACAUUUUUACAUAUGUCAAGUUGGAUUUAGGCUGGACUCUUAAGGUGGGGCUGAGCAUCUUUCAAGGGAGAUAAAACAAAGCUUUUAAUUGAUGGUUACUCUUUAAUAAUAAGAACACACAUGUUGGGCCCUUAACAUGCAGUUUUCCCCAUGCAGUAGCUUUUAAAAACAUAUAUUCUAUGAUUAUCAGACUUAUGUUCAGAUUCAAGACUCAACCCAUGUUUUUAAAGGAUACACAAUUAUCUUAAAUAGACCCUUUUAUGCUUCUUGGGGUUUUCCUUUUCCUGGGGUGUGUUAUACUGUAUAUAAAUGUGCAUAAAAGGGCCCCUUUAAAGACCUCAUGACACGUGGAAAAUAAAGUAAUAUACAUACACACAUUGAAAGUACACAUACAAAAUAGUCACUUGAAGUUGGUUUUAAUCAUUAUGAUAGAGAAAUUGAGUUUGUACGGCCUUUUAAAAGUGCGAUUUUUGCGAUCUGCUACCGACCUUCCUAUUAGUCAGUCACAUGACCUAUGACGUACACUCCGGAACGGCUCCUUGGUCAAGACACUAUCCCACCUGUCACUCACGACUAUCCUGACACCUGUCAACAACAUGGAUUCUGACAACUCCGAUUCAUCCUCGGAUCCUGACACAUUUUUCGAAGUGGCAGAGUCCGACCCAAUGCUGGAGGACAAUGUGAGGGGCGUUAUGCCCUAUAGAUACGAGCCAUACUUGGAUGAGUUGGAGCCACAGGGUUCUACGGAAAGUUCGGAUGGCGAGGCAGAAGGCGCUGUUGGUGGUGCUGCUGUGGCAGACGGUCGGAUGCCUAUGGAUUUUGGCAGACUACAGCACGUGGAAUGGUGUUCUUGUGGGAGAUGUGAGCCAAUGCCACUGGUAGUGGAGUCGGUGUGCUGCCGCGAACAGUCAAGAGUGUGCGAGAGGAGAGAGGAGGAGGGAGCAGACACCCGCUGCAUCACAGAACAUUCUGGCUUUGAGCCAGUUUGUCUGAAUCUGCAUGUUCUGCGCACCGCACAUUUCCACUAUCGGCAAGAAUACGGGGAUGUAGAGGGAAACGAGUGGAAGAGGUACACUGGAUACAGACAGUUUGUGCGAUGGUGCUACGAGUACCUGGGAAGACAUGUCAGGGUCCCCAUACCUUCCUGUGUGGUGUGGUGUAUCCGGAGAACUUUUCCCUCCAUUGAUUACAGGGGGUUCCAGGACACCAACAGCCCGUGAUGAUACAUGUAUGCUGUUAACUUGUUAAUUUUGUUUUUUUAGUUUAAAUACAUGAGUUUGUAAAUACAUGAAAAUGAAUGUCAAUACAUGAUACCUCUGGCUUCACAUGAAUGUGUCUUCAUUUUUACAACUUACAACAGCUUACAACAAAUAGGCCUAGCAAAUCAAUUUACACCUUCACCAUGGAAGGGUAGCUGAUAUUUUUGAUCAUACGGUGUCUAAGAUGUGCUGUACUUCAGGGACAAUGCAAUACAAGCCCACAUGGAUAAGGGGGAAAACUGUAGCAACACAGACAUACUACACACCCUGUAAUGACACUUUUCAGAACACCAAGGUGAGGAUGGAGCAGGAGGUUCCCAACACAGUAAAUCAAAGCACUCACGGCAAAGAUGAAAUUAAGUUUGUGUUUAUUCCAUUCAGUCCGGUUCUCAUGUGUACAUUUAGGUGUUAUUUGUAAUGCUAAAGCGGGUCAUAUGUGCAUUGACUGCUGCCCUCUUAUCCGGCUUUUCGAAUGAUGCAUUGAGUGGCUCUGUAACAGGGGACGGGUCUGGGAUGUCAAAGUCAUCACCGUUGUAGUCCUCACCUCGACACAUGGCCUCCACCAUCCGCAUCAGCUCUUCAGCAUAGCC